AUGUGCACGAUUUCGGGUAAUUAUGCAUAUGAUUUUGGACAUUUUAGUAAACAAACUGUUGUCGGACCAAUUUUAACUUUAAAAAAUUUAUUGAAAAAACCGCAAACCGCUGGUCAUAUUACAAGGUUAACAACUGUUAUAAAUCGUCAUGACUUUCAUAAUAAAACAAGACAAUUUCAUGGUUCAGCAUUCGUAAAAUACGCGUCUCCAACCACAGAAGAAUUACCCAUGCGUAUUUUACUUCUUGGUAGUCCGGGUGCUGGAAAAGGAACUCAAUCCUCUCGCAUACAAAAAAGUUUUAAUAUUUCAGCCAUAACUAGUGGCGACCUUCUUCGUCAGAAUAUAGCAAAUGGUACAAGAGUUGGUAAAAUUGCUGCCAAGCAUAUGGAAUGUGGAGGAUUGGGUCGUCAGAAUAUGAAAAUGUGGAAAACCAGCUUCACUGCAUAUGUUCCAGAUAAUAUUAUGAUCGAAUUGAUCACUGAUGAACUUCAAAGAUUUAAUCGUCAGAACUGGCUAUUAGAUGGAUUUCCACGAACCAUUAAUCAAGCGACAUCCUUGGAUGAUAAUUUGUCUUUAUCGGGUCAACCUUUAAAUUUAGUCAUAAAUCUUCAUGUACCUGAAGAAGUUAUACUACAACGUAUCAUGGAUCGAUGGGUUCAUGUACCAUCAGGACGCAUAUAUAAUCAAAGUUAUAACCCACCUAGAAUACCUGGGCUCGAUGAUAUCACCGGUGAAAAAUUAACAAAACGCGCUGACGAUAACCCGGAAACGUUUAAAAUUCGAUUGCAAAAACAUCAUGAAUUAACCGAUCCACUAUUGGAAUACUAUGAUAAACAAAACAUUUUAAUCACUUGUACUGGUCGCACGAGCGAUGAGAUUUAUCCUCAAAUCGAAUCUGAAUUAAUUUCUCGAUACAGUGGUGGAAAAAUUAUUCAUCAUGAAAAUCGAGUUGUUGAUAUUCGCGAUGAUGACCUCGUCGUUAACGAGGAAAAACUUUGA
Molecule: messenger RNA, 999 nt
Organism: Funneliformis mosseae
Lineage: Eukaryota; Fungi; Glomeromycota; Glomeromycetes; Glomerales; Glomeraceae
Source: the annotation of a GenBank genome assembly